AUGAACCGGUUCAAUUUUGGUGACUCCGACGAGUCGGCUUCUGACUUUGACGAGGACUCUUCCGGCUUGCCUUUUCCCCAACCGCUAGCUCGAACGUCCUUUCUGGCCCCCGACUUUGAUCCCGCCACGUUUCUGUCGACAUUGACCAAUCGCCACCAAAGCCUCGAGGACUUGAGGCAGGAGCUUCGUGGUUUGGAACAACACCUGAAUAAGGAGUUGCUGGACCUAGUCAACGAGAACUAUCAGGACUUUCUGUCCCUUGGGACCGCGCUUCGAGGGGGCGAGGAGAAGGUCGAGGGUGUGAAAGUCGGACUCUUGUCUUUCCAACGAGAUGUGCAAUCACUUCGCGACAAGGUUGAGGCACGGCGAACCGAGUUAGAGGCACUAUUGAACGAGAAGCGCCAAUUGCGCGCCCAUGCGGAUAUCGGCAAAGACCUACUAGACUAUGCGGACCGAGUGGAGGAGUUGGAGCACCGCUUGAUGAUUUCGGAAAGGUCAUCGCCCGCCGAGGCAGCUUCUACAUCAGGCGAAUCGGACAGCGAGUCAGAUAUAUACUCAAAUGACAGUGGGGACAGCGAUGAUGAGGAGUUGGAGGAUGGGACGACGCCGGUUUCCCUUAAACGGCUCGAGCGACAUGUCCAAAAAUACGUCUUCUUGACCUCCAUUGCGACACGAGUGAGCGAGAAACAUCCAUUUUUAAUUUCACAACAUCUUCGUGUGGCCAAGAUCAGGUCGACAGUAUUAUUGGAUUUGAAGACUGCGCUGGAACAGGCUAGUCAUGCGGGGAAGAAGCGCGACGCCAGAACUAUGGCGGUCCUACGUCUCUACGACCUUAUGGGAGAAGAUGUCAGUGCAAUUGCUGCAUUGAAAAAUCUCAAGGUAUAG
Messenger RNA from Penicillium maclennaniae, 885 nucleotides. Its product is annotated as COG2 family protein. Gene Ontology annotation, biological process: intra-Golgi vesicle-mediated transport; Golgi organization; protein transport. Bases 1 to 885 code for a protein of 294 amino acids. The record is from RefSeq and is a predicted model, not a curated record. The transcript is spliced from 2 exons. Gene Ontology annotation, cellular component: COG complex; membrane. Lineage: Eukaryota; Fungi; Ascomycota; Eurotiomycetes; Eurotiales; Aspergillaceae.